AUGUUAACUUUUGAUCUAGGUUAUUUGAUUAAUCUUUUAUUUUGUUGCUUCAGUUCAGUAGAGGUUGAGCAGUUUAUACUUGAUGACUUGAGAAACCGUGUACAGCUGAGCAGUGUUGCUCUGCCAUCCGUUAGUUUUUAUAUAUUUAUCAAUGCACAUAAUGGUUUAAACUGUUCAACUAUACCCCCUGACGGGUCAUUGGUUGCUGCUGGAUUUUCAGAUUCAUCGCUGAAGAUUUGGGAUAUGGCAAAGCUUGGGCAACAGGCUGUUGGUUCUGUUUUGCAGGGUGACGAUGAUGCAAAUCCAAAUGAGUUUGGUUUAAAUGGUGGAAAAAGACCCUAUACCUUAUUUCAGGGGCACUCAGGACCAGUUUAUUCAGCUUCUUUUAGUCCUGUGGGAGAUUUUAUACUUUCCUCUUCAGCCGAUUCAACAAUUCGGUUAUGGAGCACUGAACUAAAUGCAAAUCUUGUUUGCUACAAGGGUCAUAAUUACCCAGUAUGGGAUGUACAGUAUAGUCCUGUAGGACACUAUUUCGCUAGUGCAUCACACGACCGGACAGCAAGGAUAUGGUCUAUGGAAAGAAUACAACCUUUGCGAAUAAUCGCAGGGCAUUUAUCUGAUGUUGAUGUUAGUUUCUCUCUGACUUUAUUACGUGUUAUAAAAGGGAACUAG
This is a messenger RNA of Humulus lupulus (European hop), 672 nucleotides long. Its product is annotated as transcription initiation factor TFIID subunit 5-like. The record is from RefSeq and is a predicted model, not a curated record. Bases 1 to 672 code for a protein of 223 amino acids. Gene Ontology annotation, cellular component: transcription factor TFIID complex. NCBI's taxonomy places the organism in Eukaryota, Viridiplantae, Streptophyta, Magnoliopsida, Rosales, Cannabaceae. Gene Ontology annotation, molecular function: RNA polymerase II general transcription initiation factor activity; protein binding. The transcript is spliced from 6 exons. Gene Ontology annotation, biological process: transcription initiation at RNA polymerase II promoter.